Messenger RNA from Colletotrichum navitas, 1028 nucleotides. RefSeq lists its product as uncharacterized. The transcript has a single exon. Lineage: Eukaryota; Fungi; Ascomycota; Sordariomycetes; Glomerellales; Glomerellaceae. The record is from RefSeq and is a predicted model, not a curated record. The coding region runs from base 211 to 594 and encodes 127 amino acids.
CCAAACUCCUUUUACUCUCACUUGUGGUUCUGGUCGUUCUCUCUUUCGAGACCCGUCGCAAGCGCACCUACACAGGUCUGCUGUUAAUGAGUGUGAUUGCAUUCUCAUCAGCAGCGGUCUUAGCGGUAGGCUAGUCGCUAUCAAUCUCGCAAAAGCUGGCUCUUCGGUCCCUAUCCUCGAGGCAGGAGAAAGCGAGCUAGCUAGUGGUGGAUGUUAAUAACUACCAUUCAAUUUCUUCUUCAAGCACGCGAAGAAGAUGAGAGGAGCAGGAGGAAUGACUUUGUGACAUGGAAAGCACAUGAAGACUCGUACUGGGUUGGGAACAAGAACGUUCCCUCAGAUGCAAAGCUUCUGGACCAUCAACACCCACCAGUUUCCUCUAGCAUUAUCUCUGAACUCUCUCGCCACCAGCGUAAUCUUCAACAUCCGACAGUAAAUCACGCGCUAAAAGUGUCAAUUUUCUCGUCGUUAAGGCCCUUUGCUGAGCGGAUAUGCAUUGCAACUCCAAAGUUACCAGCGGCGAGAACCGUACCGCCACUACCCUUCGCGAGAUCAUUCUCCCAGGAAGCUAUCGCUGCUUUCGUAAGCUCCUGAGGUUCAGUGCCAUUGGUAUGGUCGAUGAACUGCGGGAAUUAUUAUCCUCAUCCUCGCCACCUCUCACGCCACUGAGCUCAUUUACUUGGCUGUUUGGAGACUAGUAGGCGUCUGUUGAGCUACCGAAGGUCGUGAUGUGGUUCAUCGCCGGUACCUUGAGGAGUGUGUGAUUUCUUCACGCAUAAACACAUUCAUUUGAUUCUUAUUCGCACAGUCCUGCUGUGUUUAUGAAACUCAUGAAUCGAAACUUUGGCCAGGAAACUCUCACCCAGCUCACUGCUGUACUAUGCUCUCCAGUGCGUUGUAUUUAUGUGGCAUACCAACACACUUAAAGUACCUUACGCAUGUUGACUGCGCUGCCAACAAGUCACGUCCAGGAAACAUUGUCCAGGCUCGAACAGAGACGUUUUGUAGUGAAAAGAGGAACCAGGGCU